Molecule: messenger RNA, 2463 nt
Organism: Momordica charantia (bitter melon)
Lineage: Eukaryota; Viridiplantae; Streptophyta; Magnoliopsida; Cucurbitales; Cucurbitaceae
Product: dentin sialophosphoprotein-like protein
Biological process (GO): regulation of DNA-templated transcription; circadian rhythm
Source: RefSeq, a predicted model, not a curated record
UAACUGCUGGGAAAGUUCAGGAUCGAGACAUGAGAUUGUAUCAACCAAUUUUAUACAUCUUAAAUGGUUGAUAGAGGAUCUUGAAGGAAUGUCUGACUUGUGUAUGUAUAAGGACUUUUGCAAUUCAAGUUCAAGCUAAGGACCAUGAAAUGGAUGCAGUAGUAUAAUAAGAUAUCACUGGUAUUUGCUGAUCUUGUGGUUGGUCAUAAGUUGGUGUAGCUGAUGUUGCCAUUGAGGUGAAGGCGACAUCAUUAGUAACCGAUACAAGUAACUAAUGGUCAAUAGUCUAUGCAAAGCUCUCGCUUAUAGAUGGGCUCUGUAUUAUUCUUUUUUUUUCCACUCAAGGACAAUAUUUGGAAUGAUUUCACUGAGAUUGAUGAUUAUAUAGUGCCUCAUAUUGGUGAACUUUGGGAUCUAUUUGAAGUACAGAGUGGUAGUCUCGAGAAAUCUAGGCGUGAAGUUGUUGGCUUUACAAAUGAUCCUUACUCUGCAACUAAGUUCAGUUUUCAUGAUAGGGAGAAAGUAAGAAUACAGACAUCGAUCAUGAAGGAUACAGUCUUGGAAAAAGAUUCAUGGUCUCAAACACCUGAUGGUGUUCCUUCUUCAUUAAACAGUGACUCAUUCAAAGAUGUGAAAAUGGAAUCAAGUAGUCUUAGUAUGUCAAACAAUGGCUUUAAAACAGGCGUGGGUACAGAUCUUGAUUACUGCACAGAUGAUCGUAUUGUAACCGACAAUAGUGCUGCAGACGAGAAUGACAUGUAUCAAUAUUCUGUCAGUCACAUGUCCCAAACAGAUAAUGAUAUUAGUUUUCUUGACGAUGAUCAUGAAAACAAAGAAAAUACUGAUCUUUUGUAUUAUGGGUGGCAAGAUAUAGGAAGCUUUGAGGACGUCGAUAGGAUGUUUAGAAAUUGUGAUUCAACAUUUGGGCUUGGGAAUCUAAGCAAUGAAGAUGACCUACGCUGGUUUUCCCCAUCCCAUGGCUCUGAAAAACUUGAAGAUCCAUCAAAGCCAAACUUCAAAUUUUCAUGCUGUGAAGGAAGUACAAUAAAUGAUGCAUCGGAAUUUAAUGAAGAUUCUAAUCCUGUGAAUUCAGACCCUUCAUCUGAUGGUUUGAACAGAAAUAAUAUUUUAACGGGGUGCAAGGUGAAUGAUGGGAUUACAGAUAUUGGUGAAUCUCCUGCUAUUAGUCACUUAUCAGCUGCUGACGUGUCAGAUAUAAAAAGCAAUUCUAGAGGUGACUUGAUGCCUAAAAACCAGGAGUCAUCUUAUGCAUCUAAUCAACUACAGUCUAUACCUAGCUCUCAUUAUCCUUCCUUUGACGCUGCAACAGUUGCAGCAAAUGAAAACAGAGAAAAACUGUACCACCAGGAUUUACAAUCCUCAUUCAAUAAGAAUUUUGCUUUUAUGUCUACGCCAAGCACAGAGCCAUUCAAUACUUCGUUUCCAGUUAGGAAGCAGGUGCCACGGUCUGAAAGUGAUAUUGAUGAUGGUCACAGUGAAACUGGAGUAGUUAGCAGAGGAAGUCGAGCCGAAUUAGAUUCGUCAAAUACACAGGAUAAGUCUUGCAGGAGCACUAUGCUUGAUGGAAUCUCUUUGGAAGCAACUAGUUUUCGCCAGCUUCAACAAGUAAUGGAGCAGUUGGAUAUUAGGACAAAACUAUGCAUAAGAGAUAGUCUAUAUCGCCUGGCUAGAAGUGCAGAGCAGAGACAUAACUGUGCUAAUCUUAAUGAGAAUAUUGGAGAAGAUAAACUUGUGAGAAUCGCGCCGUCGAUUGAUCAAGACACAAACAGGAGUGGAGGAUUUUUGGAUCUGGAAACUGAUACCAAUCCUAUAGACCGGUCCGUUGCUCACUUGCUAUUUCACCGGCCUUCGGAUCCAUCUAUAAUGCCUGUUGGUGGCAACACCUUGCCUCUGAAAUCUCACAAACUGGUGCCACCCGAAAAACAAACUUUCCAGGACGAAACCGGUGGAGUUGCUGCUGCUGCUUGUGCCGAUCAAAAGCCAUUGGCGAAUGGGAAGAAACUAUGAGCAGUGAGCUCUGUAAAAUAUUGUGUAAUAACACGAGUGAGGCCCGGCACCGAUGCAUGGUGUGAUUCGAUAACUUUACGAUCUUAGAAUCUGUGUGAUAUGUUCCUGCCAUGCAUCCUUGUUGGUCCAGUUAAAAUAGGCUAUAAUCUUCUCGUCGUCUUUGGCUAAUGUAUUCAGAUCAGAGCCUGUGUUAACUUGUACUGAUUUACAAAAAAAAAGUGUUAAUGUGCAUUAGUUAAUUGCUUUGAUAGGCUAAUCUCUGUUCACAGGCUCAUGUUACUUACCUACAGCACAGUCAACUGGUGGAAGACUCCUCUCUUUUGAUUGAUUUCUUUUUUUUUUCUUUUUUUGGCUCUGUUAGGAAGAUGGAAUUUUAAAUCAACUUAGUUUGUAUGUUUUAGUGAUUUAAUUGGGUUUAAAGUUUAGAUUAUGCUC